CCCGGUGACGUCGUCACGGGAACGGUUGGUGCUGGUGGGGGACUGACUCAGUGAAGAAAAGAAAUGGCGAUGCUCGGGUUUAGCGCAGCACAGCACAAGAAAAACGUCUCUGACGGGAGCGGCGAUGUGUCAGAAUUCGUCUGUCCGGUUUGUCUGGAGAUCUUCGAGAGUCCCGUAACCACACAAUGCGGCCAUACGUUCUGCCAGAGUUGUUUGCAGGAAUGUUUGCGUCCACAAAAGCCUGUGUGUGCAGUUUGUCGGGCCACUCUGGGCCACUGGACUAAAGCUGCUGAUCUAGAGGCAGUCAUCCAAUCAUCUGUGGCUGCUUGCAAGGGAUGCGGAGUUCAGGUUGGCCUUUCUCAGAUGAGAAGCCACACUGCUGCCUGUUCAAAAUACCAGGAGUACAUUGAGGAGGGAGUGAGGACCACUGCCCAGAGCCAGCCUGCCAUCAUCAGUCCAGUGCCAAAUCGUUACACCUUCACCUGCCCCUACUGCAACUGCCAGAACCUCGAUCAGGACGGCCUGGUUGAACACUGCACUUCCCAACAUGCUCGAGAUGCACGCCAAGUGGUGUGCCCUAUCUGUGCCUCAAUGCCUUGGGGGGACCCUAACUACAGGAGUGCAGACUUUUUCCAGCACCUGAAGAUCAGACACACUUUCUCCUAUGAUACAUUUGUUGAUUACUCCACAGACGAGCACACAAUGAUUCAGGAGGCUUUACAGCGCUCCCUUUUGGACAACUGAAGUGUGAAGAACAAUUCACCAGGAGGAUGAAUCCAGUGAAGUAAAGGGGAGAUGGUCUUGAAAAGACAGAACACCACACUGUAUCAUCAUUCAUCUAGCAUGAGGAUGGUGGUACUGACUUACUAAGGCUAAUUAUUUUCAUAGGGAACUGGUAUUGUAUCUAUGGAUCUAUAGGUUUAUUAUUCAAAAAAUAAAUGCAAUAUGGCUCAAAAACAUAUUGUACCGUUUGAUUUAGGAGUAAUACUGUGUUUCUGGUGUGAUAAUCUUCCCCCCGGCUGAGUCUGUAGACUUGAUAGUUUGUUGAGUAUCUACUAAACUAUGUUUGUUAAGUUGUUUGUUCAUUAAUGACAUGGUGUCAUAUAGCCAAACACUUCCAAAGUCGUGAUUGAAAUUCCCACAUUGUCAACACUUGAUGUAAUAAGAGGGUUUGACCACUAGGUGGCUAACUAUUGCCAACAAAAUGACAAACUUCACUCAGUGAAGUCGUUGAGUAAUGUUAAUAAUAUAUAAAAUUCAACUUGAGUGAAUUUGCAUGUUUACUCUCAAGAGAGGAAUUGAGAUUUAGUUUUUUUGUUCAUUUCCGAGUAUGGUGUUUCGGCAGAUCUGUCUUUUUUUAUGCUGUUUCUGGGUAAAGUGUGUGUGUGUGUGUGUGAGAGAGAGAGAGUGUGUGUUUAUUCUGUUUUCAGAGAUCUACUGGAAAGAAUAAAUAAUAUGAGGGUCAAACAAAGCCAGAGAUGGCAGUUUGCUGUAUUGUAAUGUUUCUCCCUUAUGUCUUUGUGCCUGCUGGUAGAUCUUGUUUCUGACUUCCAAAACUCAUAGGGCUAAUAGUACAUCCAGUAAAUCGUAAGAUGCAAGUCGGACAACAUCAGCGUGGUCAUCAGUUUGGUGAUGUAUUUAUUUUUUUAGUUUGGUGACAGUUUAUUUGCAUGUUUAACGCCACAUGAGGGCAGUAGAGUUCUACCUUCUUCUGACCGUCCACACCAUCUCCUGGCCCUCACCAGCCUCCUGGUUCUUGCAGGACAUAAUUCAGCACUAAAUCACUAAAUUUGUUUUAGUGUGUUGUUGUCUGGCUUACUUUAGCUCAAAUGCAACAUACAAAAUUGUCACUGAUGUUUAUAAACUGAGGUUUUUCGGUUCUUUGCCACAUUGCAAACAUAAUCACCACAACUUUACUUUUGGGCAGUUGAAGUGACAUGAGUUAAGACAUUAAAUGUAACGUACUGUAGUGUGUUUCUCAUGCCCAGUGUCUUGGAUGGUCUGCAAAAAAAAAAAAAAACACUCCAGUUUGUUGUGGCUUUCAUAUUUUCUCUCCUCAAAAGUUCCGGGGAAAAAAAGUCUCUUUAUUUGUAUGCCUCCAAACCUGACAGCAUGUGAAGUUAAAAGAAGAUUCAGUUUGAUUUUGCUUAAUUUUGACUGGGUGUUUUUUGUUUUAUUUUUUUAAAUGUGAACUGUGUCUUAUUUUAUUUUACAUCAAUGUUGUUUCUCAAUGGCUUGUAAGUGUCUCAGAUCAAUCACAUACAGUAGUACGAAUAUUCACACAGUUGCAUUGCAUUUGUCUUCUCCAAACCGGUGAAUAAAACUUCUUACAUGCAGAUUAAGUAGCUCUAGAGCAGAACCUUAAUGCCUUUUCACCUAGUCUUUGGUUCCACUUAGGAUGUUCUUUUUCUUCCUCUCCAGUAAAAUGUGUAAUACUUUUACAUGUGUUUCUAAUGUAUAAUGAUUUUUUUUCUCCUCAAUAUAUCUCUCAUUCUCUUUUGUCAGCCCUACUGUCAGGGGGUGCUAAAUCCUGAUAAAUUAAAGCUCUUUAAUUAUUUAAACCCUG
This is a messenger RNA of Acanthochromis polyacanthus (spiny chromis), 2566 nucleotides long. It is a transcript of the gene rnf114, whose product is annotated as ring finger protein 114. The record is from RefSeq and is a predicted model, not a curated record. Lineage: Eukaryota; Metazoa; Chordata; Actinopteri; Pomacentridae. The transcript is spliced from 6 exons. Gene Ontology annotation, molecular function: ubiquitin protein ligase activity. Bases 64 to 744 code for a protein of 226 amino acids. Gene Ontology annotation, biological process: ubiquitin-dependent protein catabolic process; protein polyubiquitination.